AUGGCGUUCCCAUUGGGAGCCCUCGCGACCACAACAUGGCUCUUUCUUGUUGCAUUCUCACUUCCUAAUGUCCAUGCAGCUCAUAACCAUGUUGGAAGUAUCAAGAAAGUUAGCAUCAAGAGGCAUCGCCCGAUUUUUAAACCAGGUCCAUGGAAACAAGCUCAUGCUACCUUCUAUGAAGGAGGCUCUGGAACAUUUGGUGGAGCUUGUGGGUACGAAGAUGUGGUUAAAGAAGGUUAUGGCCUAGACACGGUAGCAUUGAGCUCUGUAAUGUUCAACAAUGGACUGACAUGUGGGGCAUGUUACGAGGUCAAAUGUGUAAAAUCGCCAGAGGGGGGGUGUAAGGCAGGGAAAUCGUCUAUUAUUGUGACGGCAACCAACUUUUGCCCUCCAAAUGAUGAUCUGCCAGGUGACAAUGGAGGAUGGUGCAAUCCACCACGCGAACAUCUUGAUUUGGCCAAACCUGCGUAUCUCAAAAUUGCAGAGUAUAAGGCUGGCAUCGUCCCAAUCCAUUAUCGCAGGGUACCGUGCAAGAAGAAAGGAGGAAUUCGAUUCACAAUCACUGGGAAUCCUUACUUCUAUCUGGUAUCAGUGUGGAAUGUCGGAGGAGCUGGGGACAUCACACAAGUGAUGGUGAAGGGUGAUAAGAAGGUCAAGAAUUGGACAAAGUUGAAGCGAAAUUGGGGUCAGAAAUGGGAGACUGAUAAGCAGUUAGUGGGAGAGACACUGGCAUUCAGGGUGAGAGCCAGUGAUAGCAGAUAUAAGCCGCUGAAAAAAGGAAUCGUGUUGACAAGGUCAUAA
This is a messenger RNA of Sphenostylis stenocarpa, 801 nucleotides long. Lineage: Eukaryota; Viridiplantae; Streptophyta; Magnoliopsida; Fabales; Fabaceae. The record is from the annotation of a GenBank genome assembly.